UCCUUCUGCCGCUCUUCCUUUCUGUUUCCGGUCUGUGCUGCCUCUCCUUGCCUCUCCCAGCAGGGCAGGGCAGAGUUCUCCAUUACUGCUAGCCCCAGGGUUGCUUCACCAGCCCUUGGUGGUUUCCCUUAACCCUGCCUGUACCUCUGUAAAUAGUUCCUUCACUAAACUCCCCACAAUUCCUCUUUGAGGCACCACAUGUUUCUUAGUGGCCUCCUAUUGAUAUACACUGAAGGGUUGAGUGACUUUCCCAGGGUCACACAAAGAAUGACAACACAAUGGAGACGGCUCUAACGCAAAAAAGGGUGGUGUCCUUCUUGGUUUUGCCAGGCUGCCCAGCGCGCCCCCCGGCCCCCCCGGAUCCUCGGCCCUGCCCAACCAGAGCAAUCUGUGAUCCCUUUGUUGGGGUGGGAUUGAAUUCCCUAGAGCUCCCUUCCCAGACCUGGCCAGCAACUCCAGUAACCAGAGCUGUGUGAGAAGAGAAAGCCAGGCCACUGGGGUGAUCAGCCACACCCUGAACAGAGGUGAGGUCUCAGGUGAGUCACUGCCACGGAGGGGCCACCUCCUCUGUCCCAAGGGCCUGGGCUCCCCUACAGCCAUGCCUCACCGAGGACCCAGGGCCUCAGCCUCCCAGCACUGGCCGCCCUCUCCUUCCUCCCCGACCCACAGGGUUCCCACGCAACCGUGUCCUGGGGCUGGGACAUGUGCCUCCCACCCCCACCUUGGGCCUCCAGAGAUGUGAGAUGCUCACAGUGCUCUGGGUGGGGCCUUAGUCUCCCUACUUCCCCUUCCAGCCCCACAUCCUCUCAGAUUGCCAGAGAUGGGCUCCAGCCAGGGAGGGUGGGGCUGGUCCUGGGACCAUCGGGUGUCACGGGCUGCCUAGGCAGGGACAGAGCUGUGGCGGGGAGCAGACCUUCACUCAUCUCCGUGCCUCCGGCUGACCCAAAUGUGCCAUGUCCCGGCACCUGCUCCUUCCACUGGUGAUCCUCGGUAACUUCAGAGACAGGAGACGGCUUUGAUGGGCCUGGGUCCUGAGUCCGAAAGCAGGACUUCUGGGUCCUGUGUGGGUAGUGGGGGCGUCAGAGGAAGGGAAGGACAAGGUCAGAAACAGGACGGAGGACUGCGUCAGAAGGGAGAGGAAUGGUGUAUGAGAGGGGGAUGGGGCCGAGCGUCCCGGGGAGACGGAGCAGCCGGAAAGCUUGUGGGGGAGGGGAGUCACGGAGGCCGCUCAGUGUCGGUCCCCAGCCUCUUCCUGCUUCCCUCUUUCCAGCCUUCAGCCCCAUCCCAGGAGCUUUCCAGGACUCAGCUCUCAGUCCCGCCCAGGAAGAACCUGAUGAUCUAGACUGCGGUCGCCCCGAGCCCUCUGCCCGAAUCGUGGGGGGCUCAGACGCGCCGCCAGGCCGCUGGCCGUGGCAGGUGAGCCUGCAGCAGCGUGGGGGCCACGUCUGCGGGGGCUCCCUCGUCGCCCCGUCCUGGGUGCUCUCCGCGGCUCACUGCUUCCUGACGAACGGGACCUUGGAGCCCGCGGCCGAGUGGUCGGUGCUGCUGGGCGCGCACUCCCAGGACGGGCCCCUGGACGGCGCGCACGUCCGCGCGGUGGCCGCCAUCCUCGUGCCGGACAACUUCACCCGCGUGGACCUGGGCGCAGACCUGGCCCUGCUGCGCCUGGCCUCGCCCGCCCGGCUGGGCCCCGCCGUCCGGCCCGUCUGCCUGCCGCGCGCCUCGCACCGCUUCGCCCACGGCGCGGCCUGCUGGGCCACCGGCUGGGGGGACAUUCAGGAAGACGACCGCCUGCCUCUCCCGUGGGUGCUACAGGAAGUGGAGCUGAGGCUGCUGGGAGAGGCCGCCUGUCAGUGUCUCUACAGCCGGCCCGGCCCCUUCAACCUCACUUUCCAGCUCUUGCCAGGGAUGCUGUGUGCUGGCUACCCGGAGGGCCGCAGGGACACCUGCCAGGGAGACUCUGGGGGUCCGCUGGUCUGUGAGGAAGGCGGCCGAUGGUUCCAGGCGGGAAUCACCAGCUUUGGCUUUGGCUGUGGACGAAGGAACCGUCCUGGAGUCUUCACCGCUGUGGCUCCCUACGAGGCCUGGAUACGGGAACGGGUCAUGGGCUCCGAGCCUGGGCCCGCCUUUCCCAGCCGUUCCGGGGAGCCCCAGUCGGGUCCGCGGGAGCCCAGGGAAGGGAACUGCACCAUCGCCCUGCCAGAGUGCGGGAAGGCCCCAAGGCCAGGGGCCUGGCCCUGGGAGGCCCAGGUGAUGGUGCCGGGAUCCAGACCCUGCCUUGGGGCGCUGGUGUCCGAGAGCUGGGUCUUGGCACCCGCCAGCUGCUUUCUGGACCCCGCCCGCCCCGACGGCGCGCCCGGCGGCCUGGACAGCUGGCGCGUGCUGCUGCCCUCGCGUCCGCGCGCCGAGCGGGUGGCGCGCCUCGUGCCGCACGACAACGCCUCGUGGGACGCCGCGGCCGACCUGGCGCUGCUGCGGCUGCGCGCGCCCGUGGACCUCCGCGCGGCCCCGCGGCCGGUGUGCCUCCCGCGCCCAGACCACUACUUCCUGCCCGGGAGCCGCUGCCGCCUGGCCCUCUGGGGUCGCGGGGAGCCCGCGGCCGGCCCCCACGCCCAGCUCGAGGCCGAGCUGUCGGGCGGCUGGUGGUGUCACUGCCUGUACGGCCGCCAGGGGGCGCCGGUGCCGCCGCCGGGAGACCCGCCGCACGCGCUGUGCCCCGCCUACCAGGAGGAGGAGGAGGCGGGCCGCUGCUGGAACGACUCGCGCUGGAGCCUUCUGUGUCAGGAGGAGGGGACCUGGUUCCUGGCCGGAAUCGGCCCCCUCUCCAGUGGCUGCCUACGUCCCAGAGCCUUCUACCCGCUGCAGACCCACGGCCCUUGGAUCAGCCAUGUGACUCGGGGAGCCUACCUCGAAGACCAGCUGACCUGGGACUGGGGCCCUGAGGGGGAGGAGACUGAGACACAGACGUGUCCCCCCACCACAGAACACGGGGCCUGUGGCCUGAGACCAGAGCCCGCUGCGAUGGGGGUCCUGUGGCCCUGGCUGGCAGAGGUGCACGUAGCUGGAGGUCGAGUCUGCACGGGGAUCCUCGUGGCCCCAGGCUGGGUCCUGGCAGCCACUCACUGUGUCCUCAGGCCAGGCUCUACAACCGUCCCUUAUAUUGAAGUACACCUGGGCCGGGCAGGGGCCACCCCCCUCCCACAGGGCCACCAGGUAUCCCGGUUGGUCAUCAGCAUCCGCCUGCCCCGGCACCUAGGACUUCGGCCCCCCUUGGCCCUCCUGGAGCUGAGCUCCCGGGUGGAGCCCUCCCCAUCAGCCUUGCCCAUCUGCCUUCACCCAGGGGGUGUCCCCCUGGGGGCCAACUGUUGGGUCCUGGGCUGGAAGAGCUCCCGGGACCGAGUCCCUGUGGCUGCAGCUGUCUCCAUCUUGAUGCCUCGACUCUGUCACUGUCUCUAUCAGGGCGUUCUGCCCUCUGGGACUCUCUGUGUUCUGUACUCAGAAGGUCAGGAGGACACAUGUGAGGUGACCUCAGCACCUCCACUCCUGUGCCAGACCGAGGAGGGCUCCUGGGUCCUCGUGGGCAUGGCUGUGCGAGGGAGCCGGGAGCUGUUUGCUGCCAUCGCCCCUGAAGAGGCCUGGAUCUCCCAGACAGUGGAGGAGGCCCAUUUUCUGCCUCCCAGUGGCUACCCCUACUGGACCGCAGAAGGCAGCGAUCUCUGUCCCCCCGACAUGGCCAGGGCCUCAGGCUCCCCUCAGGCUGCUCUGUUCCUGCUGCUACUAACGCCCCUGAUCCAGGGCUGAGGGACCCGGGGUCUCUGGCCGCUCAACCUUCCCUCCCCCCCACUCCCUCCUGCCUUGCACUUCCCGCCCAGCAGGGCUGGAAUGUGGCCCAACCGGCUUUGUUCCCUGCCGGAACCUCCGGAGCGCCUCACCCUCCUGGGCUGCAGCGGCUUUGGACAAUUGGGUCCCAGUGCCCGGCUAUUUCGGGCACGGGAAUCCUUGGGGGCAGCGGGAAGCGGACAAUAAAGGUGUAAACACAGACA
Molecule: messenger RNA, 4043 nt
Organism: Mustela erminea (ermine)
Lineage: Eukaryota; Metazoa; Chordata; Mammalia; Carnivora; Mustelidae
Gene: PRSS36
Product: serine protease 36
Exons: 14
Coding region: 1141-3801 (886 amino acids)
Biological process (GO): proteolysis
Molecular function (GO): serine-type endopeptidase activity
Source: RefSeq, a predicted model, not a curated record